CGCUCUGCCAUCAGGCUUCAUUAUUCUCCAGUCGGCUGGCUGCGCCUGGAGUGUCUGAAAAUGGACUCAUCAAAAGAGGUAGCUGCCUCUGAAAAGGAAAGGAAGCCAGCAGGGGAGGAGAGUGAAGAGCCGUCCAGCGAACUCCCCAGCACCUCUUCUGGAAUGUUGACCCUGUCUGGAGAGAAGUGUCGUAGUCGGGAGACUGAGAUCUCUAGGCUGAAGGGGAACCUGGAGGUGCUGAAUGUGGGAAAGAGACCCUUCAUGUUGGAUGUUCCAGCUCUGCUGCUGACCACUCUGGAGGAGCUCACUGAAGAACAGCUGAAUACAUUUCAGUUUUACCUGACUUGUGGCCAGCUGCCUGGCUGUUCUCCCAUCCCAUGGAGCCAUAUGUGGCUAGGUGGCAGACAGAUCAAAGUGAAUCAGAUGGUGGAGAGAUACGGCCCUGAGGGAGCUGUGGGGAACACACUCUGGAUCCUUAGGAGGAUGAAGCUGAAUGAUCUGGCAGAGAAGUUACAGAGAGAUCACACUAGAGAAAAGAAAAUGAUAACAAUUAAUGAACCAUCCAGGCCUGGUCUAGUUUCUAGGGGUGAAAAGAUUGAGGAUUGUGUCCCACUGACUGGCAGAGCCCGGACCAUCAUCAAACAUAAGAAAACCCCAAAGCUGGAGAUGGACUUUUCAACCAUCCUAGGGAGCCAACUGAAGAUGGCUAACAGUCUCAACACAGAGGUAUCUGUGAAAACCCAGGAGAACACCCAGGAGAACACCCAGGGGAACACCCAGAGAACACCCAGGGGAACACCCAGGGGAACACCCAGGGGAACACCCAGGGGAACACCCAGGAGAACACCCAGAGAACACCCAGGAGAACACCCAGGGGAACACCCAGGAGAACACCCAGGGGAACACCCAGGGGAACACCCAGGAGAACACCCAGAGAACACCCAGGAGAACACCCAGGAGAACACCCAGAGGAUGGGUGAGGAGUUGGGAAGAGAAAGGGAUUCUCCUCUCCUCUUGGAUCACCAUCACAUGAGUUCUCCAGAUGAAUUUACACCUGAAAUCCAUGAUCAGGACAACAGGGAAUACUGGUUCCAGUGCCCCAGUGCAGGUCUGUUCCAGUGCAGUGUAACAGGCCUGGUGUUUAGGAUGGAGGGAGAGGGAGAGGUGCUCUAUAGGACUGUCCACUGGAACAGGAGGCUUCUAUCCCAGAAUGGCAAGAGGCCUGCAGGACCCCUGUUCAAGUUUACAUGCCUUAAUGGGUCUGUCUGUCAACUACACCUCCCCCACUGUGAGAUCUACAAUAAGGGUGGAUGUCACUUCCUGUCUGUAGCCCAUGUGACUGAUGACAUUGAGUUUAUCCCUCCUCUUGAGAUAACAGAAACACACAUCAUAAUAAACAUCAGUGGAUUCUCUGCUUAUGGAAACGUCAAGGAUGAAGACUCUCCCACCGUUCCUAUAAGAGCACUUGUCUUGUUGUUCUACAAACCCCCAGUUGUUCCUAAAAAGAGGUCCAUCCUGAAUGUGUUGUUGCUUCCCAGAAAUGUUGUGAUCAGGGAGGUAAGACCAUCUGAAAUGUCAACUCUACUUUGGCUGAAUUCAAUCAAGCACACAGGACAUUAA
Salvelinus namaycush (lake trout) is the source of this 1620-nucleotide messenger RNA. RefSeq lists its product as uncharacterized. Bases 61 to 1620 code for a protein of 519 amino acids. The record is from RefSeq and is a predicted model, not a curated record. The transcript has 10 exons. NCBI's taxonomy places the organism in Eukaryota, Metazoa, Chordata, Actinopteri, Salmoniformes, Salmonidae.